AUGAACAUCGUUGCCUUGAGCAAACGUUUACUCCCUCGUCGAUUCUCCGAUCGUCGUUCUCUCCACAGAAUAAACGAUGCCUUCGUGGAAACUGUUUUCUCCGGUCGGAAACCGAUCCUCGGAUUUUCCGGCAGAUCCUUUCACCACCUGCGUAAGGCUGGGAGUUUCGUAGUCCCUCGUGUCUUCUUCGUGUCGUCACGGUUGCGAAAUCUAUCGACGAAUGCGUCUUCUUCGAAGCAACCUGCGUUUCUACGAUGGUAUUUGAGAAAGCUGGAGUCGCAUCCUUUCAUAACCAAGAGCAUCACUACUUCCCUCAUUUAUAUGGCCGCCGAUCUCACUUCUCAGAUGAUCACGAUGCAGCCAUCUGAAUCUUUUGACCUGAUAAGAACAGCAAGAAUGGCUAGCUUUGGUCUGAUAUUCCUCGGGCCAUCACAGCAUCUAUGGUUCAGUUAUCUCUCUAGAAUAUUGCCAAAGCGCGACGUGUUGACGACCUUUAAGAAGAUAAUGAUGGGACAGGUUCUGUUCGGACCUUGUAGCAACACUGUCUUCUAUUCCUAUAACGCUGCAUUACAAGGUGAGAAUUCUGAUGAAAUCUUGGCGAGAUUGAAGCGAGAUCUUUUGCCAACGUUGAAGAAUGGGCUUAUGUAUUGGCCGGUUUGUGAUUUUGUUACAUUCAAGUAUGUGCCUGUUCAUCUACAGCCAUUGAUGAAUAGCUCGUGUGCGUAUAUAUGGACGAUAUAUUUGACUUACAUGGCGAACCAGACGAAAGCUGACAGCUGA
Molecule: messenger RNA, 780 nt
Organism: Thlaspi arvense
Lineage: Eukaryota; Viridiplantae; Streptophyta; Magnoliopsida; Brassicales; Brassicaceae
Source: the annotation of a GenBank genome assembly